Molecule: messenger RNA, 2545 nt
Organism: Episyrphus balteatus (marmalade hoverfly)
Lineage: Eukaryota; Metazoa; Arthropoda; Insecta; Diptera; Syrphidae
Product: putative inorganic phosphate cotransporter
Exons: 4
Coding region: 979-2445 (488 amino acids)
Biological process (GO): transmembrane transport; monoatomic anion transport
Cellular component (GO): plasma membrane
Molecular function (GO): transmembrane transporter activity
Source: RefSeq, a predicted model, not a curated record
CAAAACAAAAAAUUCUUUUCCACACAAAAAUGUGUGUUUUAUCAAAUCAGCAAAAAUAAAAAAAAAAAAAGUAACGAUAUGUGUCACUUUGUCACUCCUACACUUACUUAAGUUGAACUUGCCACUUAAGCAAAAACAUACAUUUAUUUUGUAGGUUUUGUUUUGCGUUUUUAGAACUCGCAUCAUCAAGUCGCUCGUUUUUAUUUUUUUUUUGUUGCUUCAGCUGUUUCAUUUGGAUUUUUCUUCUAUAUGCACACGUGCCCCAACUGAGUCAAGGGGUUGAAUUUUAUUUACCAAAUCAAAUUUGAACAGCAAAAGCACAAAAAUACACUUGCACCUUCUGUCAAAUCUACUUCAGCAAUAAGGUGUAUCUGUCUUACUUCCAAACUUGCCGCUAAGAAGAACCACAAACUUUGUUGAAUAUAUCUAUCAAGGCUUUCACUUUUUUUUAGCCAAACCUUUUCUUUCCGCCAAACUAUAAAGAAGAUCAUUCAGCAAAAAAAAAGAUUGAAGAUAGAUACUUUUUUUCGUAUUUCAUCAACCAACCGGCCAGCUAAGCCAGAUACAAAACAAUUGACGUUUAUUGUGGGUAUAUGCUAGUGCUUCGGGGCUAUAGUUUCUACUGUCUUCACUCAGUCACUAGUUUUAUUUUCAUCGUCGAAUAAGUCGAAUAAAUAAAACCAUCAAAUCGAUUGCAUAAAUUUUGCAUACAAUUUUGCAACAAAAAUAAGAAGAAUAAAUUUAAAUCAAUAACAAAAGUGAUGAUUUAUGUAAUAAUGAGCUUGAACUUGUAAAAAUGUACCAUCUCGAUUGUAACUAGACGCGUGGUUCCAAUUAAACCGGAAGUUGUAAGAGCUUGCUGAUAUCGGUGUAACACGAUUUUGUACUUAAAAUUUGAUUUGAUAGUGAAAAAGUGCGCGUUUUUUUUGGUAUUACAUUUUUGCAGUCAAAUUGUUAUCACUUGAGAAGAAAUUAACCAUGAAGUAUAUAAAAGGUCCUGUUUUAGGAAUUCGCCAUGUCCAGGUGCUUCUACUAUUCCUCUGCAUUGUUGUCAACUACAUGAGUCGGCUAAAUGUUUCAGUUGCAGUUGUGGCAAUGACACAUGCAGAAACAACAAAUCCAAAUUUUGAUGAAUACUCAUGGAAUGCACAACAAAAAUCGUACAUAUUAAGCAGUUUUUACUGGGGCUACAUUAUCACACAAUUUCCGGGGAGUUACAUGUGUCGGAAAUGUGGUGCCAAAUUCACCAUGUUUAUCUCAACUUUGGGAUCUUCAUUCCUCAGUUUCGUUACUCCAAUUUGUAUUCCUUUGGGCGAUGGUGCUGGAUGGCAGAUUUACUGUGCAAUCAGAGUCCUUCAAGGACUCUUCCAAGGAUUGUUCUAUUCCUGCAUUCUUGAACACUUGGCAAGAUGGUCACCAGUAGAAGAACGAACUCGUUUGGGAGCAUUGUGUCAUACAGGGAUAGAAAUUGGAACCAUAUUGGCAAUGGGAGUAACUGGUCUAAUAGCUCAAUCAAGCUUAGGAUGGCCUGGGAUAUCCUAUAUAUCUGGUGGUCUAGGAUUGGCAUGGUGUGCUGUGUGGUUAUUGUUUGCUGAUAAUAAUCCAACUGUUUCGAAAUUUAUUAGCGCCGAUGAGUUGAGAUAUAUCCUAGACUCACAAAUCAGAGAUGUUUGUGUUCAUAAGAAAAUCAGUAUUCCUUGGAAAGCUAUAUUCACUUCGGUACCCUUUUUCGCCCUCAUGAUUGUUCGUUCAGCUGAAGCUUGGGGUUAUUCGACAAUUCAAGCAGAAAUACCAUCAUACCUACAAGGCGUUCUCCACAUGGAUAUAAAAAUUAAUGCCUUCUUUUCGGCUCUUCCAUUUUUGGCAAUGUUCAUUAUUUCGUAUGUUUAUUUAAUUUCAACGGAUGUCCUAUUGAAGAAGAAUUGGAUGAAAUUGGCAGUUUUGAGGAAAACUAUUAAUUCAAUUGCAAUGUGGAUUCCCUCUUUAACAAUAGUUGCAGUUGGAUUUUUAGAUGAAACCCAAAAGACACUGGCGAUCAUUCUUAUGACUUUGACAAUAGGCUUUAAUGGAGGAGUGACUAUUGGAAGUGGCUUGAAUACAAUUGAUUUGUCAUCGAAUCAUGCUGGAAUUCUGAUUGGAAUUGUUAAUACUGUGGUGAGCUGUGUAUCACUGGUGACGCCACUUUUUGUAGGAGCUAUUGUGACUGAUGCAACUGAUCGUUUUCAAUGGAAAAUGGUUUUUAUGAUCUCUGCGGCAGUAUUCUUUUUAGGAAAUUUACAAUUUAUCUUCUUUGGAACAAGUAAAACACAAGUUUGGAAUCAUGAAUACUUUUUGUCAGGACCACCAAGUUUAGAAUGCCCAACAGAAAAAGUUGCACCAGUUAAAAGUAUUGAGACAGAUCCACCAAAUGAUAGGAAAAAUAGUUAUAUUUUUAGAAUAGCAUAAAGUUUUUAAAAUAAUUUUAAAUAGACAUAGGCUGUGAUGUACAUUUAUAUAAUUUAGUAUGUAAUUUAUUUUUAUAUUUAUAUAAUAACUACUGUUGUAA